CGUCCAAAUAUAAACUCUGACAUGCCUGAGUUUCCCCAGGGUGGUCCAUCUGGUUCAUCAAAAGGUAAAGGGAAGGUCGAUGAAGACUUUUGUCCCCCAGCAGGGACUGAAGGUAAAGAUGUUCUCCAUGCUCUGAUCAUGGAAGAAGUUAAUUCGAAGUUCCGUGACAUGAAAGAGGAAUUGAAGGUUGAAUUGAUGGGUGAAGUCUGUCGGAUGUAUGGAGUAGAGAAGUCUUUAUUGAAAGACGAACUCUUAGACGAGAUUAUUAGCAAUCUGCGCCAUGGUGGGAAGUUUCCAACAACCCCCCCUCCGAAAGCUGCUUCACCAGGUAAAAACAAACCAUCUGAGGGACAAACCUAUGGUCCCCCUAAUAAUGCAAAUGUAAACAAGGAGUCCGGGGGACACGCAGAUGUCCCAUUAACGAACGCUGUUACUGAGGGACAAACGCAUGGUCCCCCAGAAAAUAUAAAUAUCAACAAGGUCCCUAGUGGGCAGACCUCUGAUUCCCCCCAUGUCCAGAUAGACCCUCCCGCCCCAAGUUCUCCUCAAUCGCCGUCUAAGGGGAAAAGUAAUUCUCAACUUUUGGAGGAGUUUCAGCGGCAAGCCUGGUCUGAGUACGGAGGAGUGUCUGAUGUUUUACAAAACCUCAACCAAUCUUAUGCAUCUCCCUCUGGUCCUGCUAAGUCUGGUCCGUUUGGACCUUCUCCUGGUCUUGUUGCUUCUGGUCCUUCUACCAUUCAUCCAUCUCCUUCUGGUCCUUCUUCCUCGAAGUUCUCUAUUGAUCACAACCCAAAAGACUUCCAAACUCCAUUGCCAACCAUUAGUGAGGACAACGCAGAGGAAACCGAGGACGAAGAAGUUGCAGAUGAGGUCCUGGUUGGAAAGUCUGUUAAAGAGAAUUUUCCUGAAGAUCACAACCCCAACGACUUCCAAACGCCUCAUCAAGAUGUAGAGGAGAUCAGUUCGGCUGAUGAAUCAGAGGACGAUCAAGAUACAGAGCAGGUUGCUGGUGGAAAUUCUUUUGGUGUGUCUGAGGACAUGGGAUUUGUUGGUGAGGAGAGAAGGGAAGCUAUAGAGAAUAAGUCUGUUGGUGUGUCUGAGCACGUUGAUGUUGUUGAGUGCGAGGACAGAAGAGAAGAAGUAAUUGAAAAAGGGUGA
This is a messenger RNA of Arabidopsis lyrata subsp. lyrata, 1158 nucleotides long. RefSeq lists its product as uncharacterized. The record is from RefSeq and is a predicted model, not a curated record. NCBI's taxonomy places the organism in Eukaryota, Viridiplantae, Streptophyta, Magnoliopsida, Brassicales, Brassicaceae. The transcript has 6 exons. Bases 22 to 1158 code for a protein of 378 amino acids.